This is a messenger RNA of Nicotiana tabacum (common tobacco), 712 nucleotides long. RefSeq lists its product as uncharacterized. NCBI's taxonomy places the organism in Eukaryota, Viridiplantae, Streptophyta, Magnoliopsida, Solanales, Solanaceae. The record is from RefSeq and is a predicted model, not a curated record.
CUUUCUCAUAAUUUCCUUCAUUCAUGGCUUUCCUUCAAUAUUAUCAGUUUCCAUUUCUUUUACUCUUCUUCUUUUUCUUCUCUUUUCCACUUUCUCAACCCAUGUCCAUUCAUGAUCUCCUCAAAUCCAAAGGCUUACCAGCUGGUCUUCUCCCAAAAGAAGUAAAAUCUUACAAUUUUUCAUCAAAUGGCCUUCUUGAAGUUUUCUUAAAUGGCCCUUGUUUGACAAAAUUUGAUACUAUGGCCUUUUAUGAAAGUUAUGUUAAAGCUAAUUUAACUUAUGGUUGUCUUACUGGAGUUCAUGGACUUUCACAAGAAGAGCUUUUUGUGUGGCUACCAGUUAAAGGAAUUAGUGUUGAUGAUCCAAAUUCUGGUCUUAUAAUUCUUGAUAUUGGUUUGGCUCAUAAACAACUUUCUCUUUCACUUUUUGAAGAUCCACCUCAUUGUAAACCACAUGGGAUUCUGAAAAAGAACACUGGGAAGACACAGAGAUUUGAAGCACAGGAUGGAAGAGAUUCCCUUUAAAUAUUAUCUUGUGAUCGCUUAUUAAUAGAUAACUUUAACUUUAAUGAUAAUAUAUUACUUAGUAUAAUGUAGUAAAUAUUAGGAUUAUUUCAUUGUAGGUUAAAAGUCUUUUAUUUGGAUUGAGGGAUUUUGGGAAUAUGAUCUCUUGCUUAUUGGAUAGAGAUAUGCUAAUUAAUCUUCUAACUUUU